Molecule: messenger RNA, 1140 nt
Organism: Aspergillus homomorphus CBS 101889
Lineage: Eukaryota; Fungi; Ascomycota; Eurotiomycetes; Eurotiales; Aspergillaceae
Gene: sar1
Product: Arf family GTPase SAR1
Exons: 6
Coding region: 141-710 (189 amino acids)
Biological process (GO): endoplasmic reticulum to Golgi vesicle-mediated transport; vesicle organization; intracellular protein transport
Cellular component (GO): COPII vesicle coat; endoplasmic reticulum exit site
Molecular function (GO): GTP binding; GTPase activity
Source: RefSeq, a predicted model, not a curated record
UCUGUCUCCUUCCCUUCCCUUUGCUCGCUCUUAUCUCCAUCCAGCCCGUGCCCACUUCAAACCCACCGCAGCUUGCUGUGUUUUUCUUUUCCAUUUUCGAAGUUCUAGCGAUCCUUAUUGUGAUUUAAUCCUUUCUCACCAUGUGGAUCAUUAACUGGUUCUACGAUCUUCUGGCCUCCCUUGGCCUGCUCAACAAGCACGCCAAGCUGCUCUUCCUCGGUCUCGAUAAUGCCGGAAAGACUACCCUCUUGCACAUGUUGAAGAAUGACCGCGUCGCUAUUCUUCAGCCUACCGCCCACCCUACGUCGGAGGAGCUCGCUAUCGGUAACAACCGCUUCACGACCUUCGAUUUGGGUGGUCACCAGCAGGCUCGCCGUCUCUGGAAGGAUUACUUCCCCGAAGUCAGCGGUAUCGUUUUCCUGGUCGACGCCAAGGACCACGAGCGGUUCCCCGAGUCCAAGGCCGAGUUGGACGCCCUCCUGGCCAUGGAGGAUCUGGCCAAGGUUCCCUUCCUGAUCCUGGGCAACAAGAUCGAUCACCCCGAUGCCGUGAGCGAGGAUGAGCUGAGACACCAGUUGGGUCUGUACCAGACCACUGGUAAGGGCAAGGUUCCUCUCGAGGGAAUCCGGCCCAUCGAGGUGUUCAUGUGCAGUGUUGUGAUGAGACAGGGUUACGGCGAGGGUAUCAGAUGGCUGUCUCAGUACGUCUAGAAUGACGUUUCCGUCCUCGCUUGUCGAUCGCCUCACUUCUGUACCGAUAUACACCAUCCACCCACCCUACCUUAUCCUACCUGUCCUCAUACCGCUUUCAAUCUAUACCAAUAUUUACACCUGCCAAACAUACAUUCCCCACCUUCCUCCAAGUCCCUCUCAAAUAUCUGGGGUGCCCAAAUGUCAUCCAUUGCUAGUCUGAGUCACACUCAUCCUCAACUCAAUCUCCGUCCUCUUCAGUCACGCAGUUAGUCGGCCAGCUUGACCCCUGUACGGAGCAAACAAUAUCAGCUACUUAGCCGAACGACAUGCUAGGUCCUGUGCUGUUGCUGGUCCUGUCUCAUUGUACCGCUCUCAAACAAUGCCAUUAGCUCUAGUUCUAAACUCGUGUUUCGUUGUGUCGCUAUAUCACGUCCUGUUUGAAUGCCAC